UUCUGUCAGUGCUGAUUUGAAGGUGGUACGUUUCACCGGAAGUUAACAGUCAUUCUGGUUGUGUCCUUGUUAGCUAACGAGCUAGUUAGCUGCCAUAACAGGCAAGCAAAUGUGUCCCAUUUGGAAAGAUGAAUUGAACCGUACCUAAAGAGUGAAUUUGGAAGAAAUCUGUGUUUACCUGCUGUUGACAACAGCACCAUGUUACGAGUCGGAAGUAAAGCUGCCUGCAUGGCCUGCAGAAGCCUGGUCUCCACCAACAUGGGGGUGAGAUUUCGGGUACCACUGCAGAAGCUGCACCCCCUGUCCCGUGCCAUCCAUCACCGCUACUCGGGGAACACCAACCCUCAGCGGGUCCCUCAUCGCACGGCAGCACGCUAUUUUACCUCCAUGUCACGGUUGCCCAUGCGACCUCCCAAGCCUCCUCCAGGGUCAGGGGGCCGUAGCUACCAACAGCAACGCAAUUUCUGGGUGGCCCGCCUCGCUGCCCGGCUCCUAAAGCUCCGUUACAUUCUGCUGGGCUCUGCAGUGGGAGGAGGCUACACAGCUAAAAAGACAUAUGAUGAAUGGAAGGACAUGCUGCCUGAUUUUAGUGAAUACAACUGGGUCAUUCCUGAUUUUGUCUGGGAACUGAGUGAACAAAUUGAUCUUGACAAACUGGCCAAAGCUCUACCAGAGAUGGAGGAAAUAGCCAAACUACUACCUGACCUAGACAAGAUAGGAGAGAACUUCACUUUUCUCAAAAGUCUCCUGUCUUCUGGUGUGAGUUUGGGUAGUGAAGUCAAAGGAGCUUCUGGUCUGCAUCUGUUGUUAGAAACCUCAGGCGAUCCUUCACUAAAAGCCACAGAUUCUUCUGCUGCAGCCGCGCAAGAUGGCAGUGAUAAACAAUACAAAAAGCAGGGUCUGCUUGGCGAGCUCAUUCUAAUUCAGCAGCAGAUCCAGCGGCACGAGGAGGAGGUCCGGCGGGCCGCAGCAGCCAAUAAUGCGCGUCCCCCACCGCCAGAGCCUGCUCCCAGUCCGCCUCCGAACCCCAGCCCCCCUCAACAGAAACGCAAGUCAUCAGACAAAGAAAAGAUAGACCAGCUUCAGGAAGACCUGCUCCGUACACAGCUAAAAUAUCAGCGCAUGCUGGAGAGGCUGGAGAAGGAGAACAAAGAGUUAAGGAAAGUGGUGCUGCAAAAAGAUGAUAAGGGAAUUCACCAAAGGAAAGUGAAGAAAUCCCUUAUUGACAUGUAUUCUGAAGUCCUGGACAUCUUGUCUGACUAUGAUGCCAACUAUAACACCCAGGACCACUUGCCCAGGGUGGUUGUCGUUGGGGACCAGAGUGCUGGAAAGACCAGUGUGCUGGAGAUGAUAGCCCAGGCCAGGAUCUUCCCCAGGGGCUCAGGAGAGAUGAUGACCCGCUCUCCUGUCAAGGUAACACUAAGCGAAGGUCCCCACCACGUGGCCAUGUUUAAGGACAGUGGCCGAGAAUUUGACCUCACCAAGGAGGAGGAUUUGGCUGCACUGAGGCAUGAGAUUGAGCUGAGAAUGCGAAAGAGUGUGAAGGAGGGACAGACAGUCAGCUCUGAGACAAUAUCCUUGAGUGUCAAAGGCCCUGGCAUCCAGAGGAUGGUGCUCGUUGACUUACCAGGUGUCAUCAGUACGGUGACUACAGGCAUGGCAUCAGAUACUAAGGAAACCAUCUUCAGCAUCAGCAAAGCCUACAUGCAGAACCCCAAUGCAAUCAUCCUCUGUAUUCAGGAUGGCAGUGUGGAUGCUGAGCGGAGCAUUGUAACAGACUUGGUUAGCCAGAUGGACCCCCAGGGGAAGAGGACCAUCUUUGUCCUGACGAAGGUGGAUUUGGCUGAAAAGAACUUGGCCAGUCCGAGCAGAAUCCAACAAAUAGUGGAAGGCAAGCUUUUUCCUAUGAAGGCCCUGGGUUACUUUGCUGUUGUCACAGGAAAAGGGAGCAGCGGUGAAAGCAUAGACUCUAUUAAAGACUAUGAGGAGGACUUCUUCCAGAACUCCAGAUUACUGAGGGACGGCAUGCUGAAGGCCCACCAGGUGACUACAAAGAACUUGAGUCUGGCCGUCUCUGACUGCUUCUGGAAGAUGGUUAGGGAGUCUGUUGAGCAGCAGGCCGAUGUCUUCAAAGCAUCUCGGUUCAACCUGGAGACAGAAUGGAAGAACAACUACCCUCGUCUGAGAGAGCUGGACAGGAAUGAACUCUUCGAAAAGGCCAAAAAUGAAAUCUUGGAUGAAGUCAUUAGUUUGAGUCAAGUGACCCCACAACACUGGGAGUCCAUCUUGCAGAAGAAGCUGUGGGAACGUGUUUCCACCCAUGUGAUUGAGAACAUAUACCUACCUGCUGCCCAAACAAUGGACUCCGGUACCUUUAACACCACCGUAGACAUCAAACUGAAGCAGUGGACUGACAAGCAGCUUCCACACAAAGCAUUGGAGGUUGCCUGGGAGACACUGCAGGAAGAGUUUGCCCGCUUCAUGGCUGAAUACAAAGGCAAAGACCAGGACGACAUUUUUGACAAGCUGAAAGAGGCUGUGAAGGACGAGAGCAUCAAGAGGCACAAGUGGAAUGAGAGGGCCAUGGACAGCCUGAGGGUGAUCCAGCACAAUGCCCUGGAAGACCGUUCCAUCACAGACAAACCCCAGUGGGAUGCAGCCAUCCAGUUCAUGGAGGAAACCCUGCAGUCACGUCUCAAAGACACUGAGUCAGUAAUCAGAGAUAUGGUGGGUCCAGACUGGAAGCAGAGGUGGCUGCACUGGAAGAAUCGUACACCAGAACAGCACAUUCGUAAUGAGACGAAAAAUGAGCUGGAGCGCUUGCUGAAGCUGCACGAUGACCACACGGCCUACUUGGCCAAUGAUGAGGUCACCACGGUCAGAAAGAAUCUGGAGGGACGAGGGGUUGAAGUUGACCCUGUGCUGAUCAAGGACACGUGGCACCAGCUGUAUCGUAGGCACUUCUUGCAAAACGCGCUGUCCCACUGUAACCUCUGCAAGAGAGGUUUCUACUACUAUCAGAGACACUUUGUUGACUCUGAGUUGGAGUGCAAUGAUGUGGUACUGUUCUGGAGGAUCCAGAGGAUGCUGGUCAUCACAGCCAACACUCUCCGACAGCAGCUCACUAACACUGAGGUGCGCCGGUUGGAGAAAAAUGUGAAGGAGGUGCUGGAUGACUUCGGGGAAGACUUGGAGAAGAAGAAACAGCUCAUCACUGGGCGCCGAGUUCAGCUGGCUGAGGACCUCAAGAAAGUUCGUGAGAUCCAGGAGAAGCUUGAAGCCUUCAUAGAAGCUCUUCACAAGGAAAAAUAAUAAAAAAACAGAACUAUUGAGAGUAAAUUUGUGGAUCACAGCAGAGAAACGCACUGAAUAAAGACAACUUAAUCUGUAAAUGACCGUCAUCACCUCCUGGCCCUGCUCCAUCACUCAUCUGAUUUUAAUACCCACCACUUGGCUUCCUCUCCCCCCUUGAUGCUGGAUGAGAUGGAGGGACAGUUUUCAAGCUCUUUCUUCCAUUUUCCUUUUUUUGUUUUGCUUUUGUCUUGCGAACUGUCCUGGGUUAACAGGGGGACUUCUGCACAGGAGCCCAAACACAGUCGGAACAGGAGGAAAAUGAGAAGCUUGCGCUGUGUUGUCAGACCUCUGACCUCUCAUUUUCAAUAAAUGAGAAUUGUGUACAUGUUUUUCUGCCCAGUUUUUUGUUUUCACUUUCUGCUGAUGCCGUCUGCGUAUGUGUGAUUACAGGAGUGUGUAUUCACUGGUGUGCGUAGAAAGAAACACCGUUGGCAGUGUUCCUGUUCCUAAUGGGUGAAACGGCCUAGAAAUUCAUACUUUUAUCUCACCUGGUGCUCCUAAAGUUUGCCUCUGUUUAACACUUACCAGUCGUAGCUCUUUCUAGCCGCACUGAGGAUCCAUAGCACUUAAGUUAUCUCUCCAAGCUGCAGCUGUACCCCUAAAUGACAUGUUCUCACAUAUAAUCCACUUCCUGGUUCAACACGCAGCUUCCCUCCCAUCGCUCUUCAUUGUAACACAGGAUACGAUCAGCUCUGAAAGUGCUGGAAACAAUAUUAUGUAUAGAUUCAUUUCUUAUUAAUUUCAUCUUUUGGGGGUUUAUUUGACAAUUUAUUUGCCAAAUGCACAUAGCUUACCUUUUUGUUCCUGUCUUUGUUUCUGUGUGUGAUGUUUGUACUUUCUUCAUUGUACAGCAACAUUUCAUCUAUACUCUGUAUUCCUGUGUUGUGACUGAUAAUUAUACAGCAUCCGAAAAAAGAGAUUGAAAAUGGAACUGAACAUAAAUUCGAGAUGUUUCCAGAUCAUUUAGAUAAAUUAUUAAACCAA
Scatophagus argus is the source of this 4338-nucleotide messenger RNA. It is a transcript of the gene opa1, whose product is annotated as OPA1 mitochondrial dynamin like GTPase. Gene Ontology annotation, cellular component: cytoplasm; mitochondrial membrane; microtubule. Gene Ontology annotation, molecular function: GTP binding; GTPase activity; microtubule binding. NCBI's taxonomy places the organism in Eukaryota, Metazoa, Chordata, Actinopteri, Scatophagidae. The transcript is spliced from 31 exons. The coding region runs from base 199 to 3312 and encodes 1037 amino acids. Gene Ontology annotation, biological process: mitochondrial fusion. The record is from RefSeq and is a predicted model, not a curated record.